Oncorhynchus tshawytscha (Chinook salmon) is the source of this 1218-nucleotide messenger RNA. RefSeq names its product neuromedin-K receptor-like. Gene Ontology annotation, biological process: positive regulation of flagellated sperm motility; G protein-coupled receptor signaling pathway. Gene Ontology annotation, cellular component: plasma membrane; sperm midpiece. The transcript is spliced from 5 exons. The record is from RefSeq and is a predicted model, not a curated record. NCBI's taxonomy places the organism in Eukaryota, Metazoa, Chordata, Actinopteri, Salmoniformes, Salmonidae. Gene Ontology annotation, molecular function: tachykinin receptor activity. Bases 301 to 1218 code for a protein of 305 amino acids.
GACAGAGACCGAGAGAGACAGAGAGAGACAGAGACCGAGAGAGACAGAGACAGAGAGAGACAGACACCGAGAGAGAGAGAGACAGAGACCGAGAGAGAGAUGUCACUCCAGUGAAGUGAAAAUAAGACGCCAGUCGCUGUUUAUUUUAAGGCCACUUCAUCUCCCGGGAGACCAGACAGUUAACAGCCCUAUGAAGACAUUCCCUUACAAGCUGUUAACUGGGUGGAUCUGUUAUUCUCCAUCAGAUAAGACCGCUCACACUACUAACGAUAGCUACCAGUAACCUCUCUCUCCAUCAUUAUGAGCGAGCCUAGUAACGUCUCCAACAUCCCAGUCGGGGGCUGGAACAUCACUAACCAGUUUGUCCAGCCGGUUUGGCUGCUCGCUCUCUGGACGGUAGCCUACAGUCUCGUGCUGUUUGUCUCGGUGAGCGGGAACGUCAUCGUUGUCUGGAUCAUCCUUGCUCACAAACAGAUGCGGACAGUGACAAACUACUUCCUGUUGAACCUGGCUCUCGCGGACACUUCCAUGGCGGCCUUCAACUCGUUCGUGAACUUCGUUUACGCUGCGCACGGGGACUGGUACUUCGGGCUCGUCUACUGCAAGUUCCACAACUUCCUUCCUGUGACAGCGGUGUUUGCCAGCAUCUACUCCAUGGUGGCCAUCGCCGUGGACCGGUACAUGGCCAUCAUCCACCCACUCAAGCCACGCCUCUCGGCAACGGUAACCAGGUCUGUGAUAGGCUGUAUCUGGGGUAUGGCCGUGGUACUAGCGUUCCCGCUGUGUUACUACUCAACCACCAAAAAGAUUGGACAGAGAACACUGUGUUACGUCUACUGGCCCCGCACUGCUCAGGACUCAUUCAUGUAUCAUAUAAUAGUAGCAGUGUUGGUGUAUGUGCUGCCUCUAGUGGUGAUGGCUGGUACCUACAGUCUGGUGGGUAGGACACUUUGGGGCGGAGAGAUACCUGGUGACUCUAAAGAUAACUACCAUCUACAGAUACAAGCCAAGAGGAAGGUGGUGAAGAUGAUGAUGAUUGUGGUGGUAACAUUUGCAGUCUGCUGGCUCCCCUACCACCUCUACUUCAUGAUAACAGGACUCAACAGACAACUGAACAGAGUCAAGUCUAUACAACAGGUGUAUCUAUCAGUGUUGUGGCUGGCUAUGAGCUCCACCAUGUACAACCCUGUCAUCUACUGCUGUCUCAAUAGCAGGUAG